This is a messenger RNA of Nicotiana attenuata, 594 nucleotides long. RefSeq names its product cysteine proteinase COT44-like. The transcript is spliced from 5 exons. Bases 1 to 594 code for a protein of 197 amino acids. Gene Ontology annotation, cellular component: lysosome. Gene Ontology annotation, molecular function: cysteine-type endopeptidase activity. The record is from RefSeq and is a predicted model, not a curated record. NCBI's taxonomy places the organism in Eukaryota, Viridiplantae, Streptophyta, Magnoliopsida, Solanales, Solanaceae.
AUGGAGAGGCCAAGCUGUUCAAGACCUGAGGACCCCGACCUCUACAAAGAUGAUUUCUUUCAAAAGGCAGCAUUCAGUUGGGUGGGCAAGGAAUGUCUCCUUGCAAUCGAUCAUCAAGGAACUUGUAAUUGUUGUUGGGCUUUUUCUGGAGCUGAGGCUAUUACAGCUGCAUAUGCCAUUAAGAAUAAGGAAGUCAUUCCUCUCUCCAAACAACAAUUGAUUGACUGCACACCCAACUACUAUACUGUCCGUUCCCUGAAGAGUGUGGAAAAAAAAACAAGUGCCUGCUAUACUGCGCAUUACAAUUUGGUUUACGAAUUUGCCAAGGAUUAUGGCAUAGUUGAAGAAAGUGCAUAUGAAUAUAAUGAGAUGAGAGGAGAUUGUGUCCACCCCACCGCUAGAACUGUGUUCAUUGAUGGCUAUGAGAAAGUACCUAGCUCGACCACUAAAGAGGGGAUUGAAGAAUUAAUCAGGAAGCAACCAAUCACUUGUGCCAUCCCCUUUGUUGCUAGCCUUCAGGCGCAUGUCGGAGAGGGGAUAUAUAUGGGGAAUUCUGAAUUAUCUAGCUUAUCAUAUCCGAAAAUCAAUUACUAG